AUGGACGAGAAGGCCUACAAUACUGCGUCUUCUACACGGCCGAGAAUAAUUUCGCCCACAGAAUUACCGCGAAUAGACACCGAAGAACAAAAGGUAGUUGAAAGCCAUGAUGAAGACAAUGAAGUAGGCAUUGUUAAUAUGGAAGGCAUUGAAAGUGAUUGUGAUGAUGAAGAAGACGACAACAUUAUCGAACAAGAUACAAUCCUUGACGAUUGGACUAUUGUGCUUGAUGAGCUUGAUCGAAAGAUGAGCAAGAAUACAAUGCAUCCGUUCAUUUCAUUAAACAGGCUAUGGCAUUACAUAUGA
Messenger RNA from Peronospora farinosa, 306 nucleotides. NCBI's taxonomy places the organism in Eukaryota, Oomycota, Peronosporomycetes, Peronosporales, Peronosporaceae. The record is from the annotation of a GenBank genome assembly.